Messenger RNA from Diabrotica virgifera virgifera (western corn rootworm), 10546 nucleotides. RefSeq names its product 5-oxoprolinase. The transcript has 18 exons. NCBI's taxonomy places the organism in Eukaryota, Metazoa, Arthropoda, Insecta, Coleoptera, Chrysomelidae. Gene Ontology annotation, cellular component: cytosol. The record is from RefSeq and is a predicted model, not a curated record. Gene Ontology annotation, biological process: glutathione metabolic process. The coding region runs from base 291 to 4166 and encodes 1291 amino acids. Gene Ontology annotation, molecular function: 5-oxoprolinase (ATP-hydrolyzing) activity.
ACUUAAAUGAAGUAAGAAUACCUACCUAAUAUAACAAAAGUGUCAGAAAGAAUUCAUUUUGAUAUUUGUUUUAAUUAUUUACUAAGGUGAUUGUGUGUUGUUAUCUACUAAUAAACUAAGUAGAUAUAUUUAUAAAAUAAAACUCGCGUUACGUAAUUAUAGUGUGACAACUGUUCCAUAACAACAAAUUGACUACUUAACUAUUUUUAGUUUGAGGUUGUGAUAUCUUGCUCACUAAAAAUAACCAUUUAUUUUUAACAAAAAGUGUUGGUAAACCUUUAGGAAAGAAAAUGGAACGUCCAUGUAAGAAAUUCCGAUUUGCCAUCGACAGGGGAGGUACAUUCACAGAUGUCUUCGCUAAAUGUCCUAACGGAAAAAUCAGAGUCCUGAAAUUGCUCUCAGAGGAUCCUCAACAUUACAAGGAUGCUCCAACGGAAGGAAUCAGGCGUAUAUUACACGAGGAAACUGGUCAUGCAUUGGAUAGCGAAGGCAAUGUAGACAGUUCCCUAAUAGAAUGGAUUAGAAUGGGGACUACUGUUGCCACCAAUGCACUCUUGGAGAGAAAAGGAGAAAAAAUGGCAUUUAUUAUCAACAAGGGUUACAAGGAUUUACUUCUAAUUGGAAAUCAAGCUAGACCAAAAAUAUUUGAUCUGAACAUCAGGCGACCAGAAAUCCUCUAUUCAUCCGUAGUAGAAGUAGACUGCCGAGUAAUACCGAUGCUAGAAGGAAAAUGUAAACUAGAGCCUCAAUACACUAGUAAGUGGAGGAUUGUCGAGGGAAAGACAGGAGAAAAGUUUUAUGUUACAAAAGAACUCGAUAAAGAAGAAGUAAAGCAAAGCUUGUUGAAACUUAAAGAAAACGGUAUUGAAAGUAUAUCUGUAGCCAUGUUACAUAGUUACACAGUGUACGAGCAUGAAUUGGAAAUAGGAAAAAUAGCUAAUGAGAUAGGUUUUAAGCACGUUUCUCUUUCACAUCAAGUCAUCUCGAUGGUAAGAAUAGUUCCAAGGGGAUUUACUUCUUGUGCGGAUGGAUAUCUCACACCACACGUCAAAAAAUAUGUUAAGAGCUUUUCCGAAGGAUUUAGAAACAAAUUAAAAGGUACCAGGGUUCUAUUCAUGCAAAGUGAUGGUGGUUUGACCCCAAUGCAAAACUUUAAUGGUGCCCGUGCAAUUUUAUCCGGGCCUGCUGGUGGUGUUGUAGGAUAUGCAGUUACCACUUGGCAAAAAGAAACUGAUUUACCUGUUAUUGGUUUUGAUAUGGGAGGUACUUCAACUGAUGUUUCACGAUUUGCAGGAAUCUACGAACACGUAUAUGAAAGUACCACUGCAGGAGUGACAAUACAGGCGCCCCAACUUGAUGUAAACACUGUGGCUGCAGGAGGAGGAUCAAUGCUUUUCUUUAGAUCCGGUAUGUUUGUCGUGGGUCCAGAAUCAGCAGGUGCUCAUCCAGGACCUGUGUGUUAUAAAAAAGGUGGACCUUUAACUGUCACGGAUGCAAAUCUUGCUCUAGGAAGGUUGUUACCAGAAUAUUUUCCGAAUAUUUUUGGACCUAAAGAAGAUUCUCCUCUAGACAAAGACCAAACUAUUGCAGAAUUUUUAAAGUUAACAAACGAGAUUAAUGAGUUUCUUCAAAAAGAUAAUAAGAAUAAGGACAGCAUGUCUAUUGAAGAAGUGGCGAUGGGAUUUGUAAGAGUAGCUAAUGAAGCUAUGUGUAGACCUAUUAGAGCUCUAACUCAAGCCAAAGGUUAUGAUACUGCACGGCAUGCUUUAGCUUGCUUUGGAGGAGCUGGAGGUCAACACGCUUGUGCUAUUGCGAGAUCUCUCGGAAUGUCAACUGUAUUUGUACACAAAUAUGCAGGCAUUCUUUCUGCAUACGGCAUUGCUUUAGCCGAUGUAGUUCACGAAGCUCAGGAACCAAGUGCAAAAACAUAUAUUCCAGAAAAUUUUGCGUACUUUGAUGAACGGCUUACUGCUUUAGGUACGCAAUGUAAAUCAGAAUUAAUUAAGCAAGGGUUCGAUGAAAAACAUAUAAUAUUGGAACCUUAUCUUCAUAUGCGAUACGAGGGUACAGAUUGUGCUUUGAUGUGUGCUCCUAUUAAAUCUGAAAACAAUAGCACUAAUCAUGGAGACUUUUUAAAAAGUUUCACAGAUAGAUAUAAUCUUGAAUUUGGUUUUGUAAUUCAAGAUAGAGAUGUUAUUAUAGAUGAUAUUAGGGUCAGAGGUAUUGGUCGAAGUGACUUGGAUGAAGAGCAACUAAUUUAUGCAUUGGCCGAUGCCCCCAAACCUAAAUCUGUCACAAAAGUAUACUUUGAAGAUGGUUUUCAUGACACCAAUAUUUUCCUCCUUAAAGAAUUAAAAGCGCAACAAACUUUACAAGGGCCUGCUAUAAUUAUGGACCAGUUAAGCACAAUUCUGUUGGAACCGGACUGCACUGCUGUUAUAACAAAAUAUGGUGAUAUCAAAAUUACUAUUGGAUCUGGAAUUGUAAAAUCUAUAGGUCCAGAAUUGGACUCAAUACAACUAAGUAUUUUUAGCCAUAGAUUUAUGAGCAUAGCGGAGCAAAUGGGAAGAAUUCUGCAACGUACAUCCAUAUCUACAAAUAUAAAGGAAAGAUUAGAUUUUUCUUGUGCUGUCUUCGGAGCUGACGGAGGUUUAGUGUCCAACGCGCCGCAUAUACCAGUACACCUAGGUGCUAUGCAAGAGGCUGUACAGUACCAGAUGAAGGUUAGAAAGUCAUUCAGUGAGGGUGAUGUAAUCCUUUCCAACCAUCCAUCUGCUGGAGGGUCCCAUUUACCAGACUUUACGGUUAUCACUCCUGUAUUUUAUAGGCAAAGUGCAAAACCCGUUUUCUUCGUUGCCAGCAGAGGUCAUCAUGCAGACAUAGGAGGCAUAACUCCAGGUUCUAUGCCACCGCAUUCUACUAGUUUGGAUGAAGAAGGAGCUGCUUUUAAAUCGUUUCUUCUAGUCGAAGGUGGCAAAUUUCAAGAAGAGGAAUUUAUUAGAUCAAUUGAGGCAGCAGGUGGAAGAAAUUUAUCAGAUAAUAUAUCUGAUGUUAGAGCUCAAGUAGCAGCCAAUAAAAAAGGUAUUGAUUUGGUGUGCGAACUUAUUGCCCAAUAUGGAUUAGACGUUGUUCAAGCAUAUAUGGGUCACAUUCAAAACAACGCGGAGGUAGCUGUGAGAGAUAUGUUGAAACAGGUUGCUAAAGAAGCUAAAUCAAGAAUUGGUAAAUCCCAAUUAGAGGCAGAAGACUUUAUGGAUGACGGUUCUAAAAUUAAACUUACAGUUUCGUUAGACGAAGAAAAGGGAUCGGCUUACUGCGAUUUUACAGGUACGGGUUCAGAAGUGUGGGGCAACUGCAAUGCUCCCAAAGCAAUAACUCUAUCGGCACUAAUUUAUUGCUUGAGAUGUAUGGUCGGUCAUGAUGUGCCGCUGAACCAGGGAUGCCUUGCUCCAGUUAAGAUAAACAUUCCAAAAGGUUCCAUUCUCGAUCCAAGUGAUAAUGCUGCAGUGGUCGGUGGAAACGUGUUAACUUCUCAAAGGAUAGUCGAUGUUGUUCUUAAGGCAUUCAGAGUUUGUGCAGCUUCACAAGGAUGCAUGAACAACAUAACUUUUGGAGAUGAAACCUGGGGUUGUUAUGAAACAGUGGCUGGAGGUAGUGGCGCAGGUCCAACUUGGAAUGGUUGUUCAGGUGUUCAUACACAUAUGACUAACACAAGAAUAACAGACAUAGAGAUAUUGGAAAGAAGAUGCCCAGUACAUGUACGUACGUUUAUGUUGCGACCUAAUACAGGAGGUAAAGGCAAGUUUUAUGGUGGUGAUGGUGUACUGAGAGAACUGAUGUUUAGAUCACCUCUUACGUUAUCAGUUUUAACCGAGAGAAGAGUUUUGCAACCUUAUGGAAUGAACGGUGGUGAACCAGGUAGUCGUGGUCUUAACCUGUUAAUAAGAAAUAAUGGUCGGGCCAUUAAUCUUGGACCGAAAACUUCAGUAGCCGUUUUGCCUGGGGAUGUUUUCCAAUUGCACACACCUGGAGGUGGAGGUUACGGCAGGGAAGACAUGUCAGAGAUUCGAGGGGAUGAGGCGUCUCAAGGGACAUCAGGGAGUAAGAGGACCUUUGUAGAACAUGGCAGCGUUUUUGAGUACAGACAGGCGCAGGAAAGCGUGUAAAUUGUGUUUGAUGUCUUGCUCUGGCUACAUUGCCAUUAACUUUUCUUCAUUAUACUUAGAAAUUAUAAAAAUGUUAAAAAUAUUAUGGAUUUUAUGAAAAUAUAUAAAAAAUGUUUUAAAGAUAGUAACGCUAAAUACAAUUUAAUAAAAAAUGCUGUUUCUAAAAAGAAGUAUGUUUAAGUAAAUUAGUAAAGUAUGUUAAAGUAAAUUGUACAGCGUAGCGAAAAAGUAUGGAAACACGGAAAUUGAUCGAAAACUCUUAGAACCAUUUUUAUAGAUUUUAGUGGGUCAGAGUCUUCUAAUGUGGCCGAUAUUAUAGUGGUAAUUAAAUUGUCAAAUCUUUCGUUUUUCUGGAAAUCUAAUGAACUUUCUUAUUUCUAAUGAAACGCACUGUAUAUUUGCGUUUUGGUGUCUUUAAAAAAUACUGAUUACAAAAAAGAACUUUUGUAAUUUUCCUCUAAAGUUAAUCAUUUCUGCGUUAUAAACAAUUUAAAACUAAUAAAAAUCAAAAAACGACGAUUUUCACGGUUCAAAAACACAAGAUAUUUUUUUUGAAAUUAGGAAGUACGUAAAUUUAAGCUCAAACCUUCCCUAUAAAAAUUUUUGGCACGAAUUCUAAAACAUGCUUUCUUUAAUUGUCAGUGAAGCGCAUAUGGGAGGCCGGGCGAUCGGGCUGCAUUAACAACUAAAAAACUAUGUUUUAAAAUAAAACAAGACCAAAUUACUUAUCGGUAACUAAUAAUAGUUAUUUAUGAAACAGUUCGUAAGGUAUGCUUUUUUUGAACGCACGCGAUGUUUAGAGCACGAGCGUAGUGAGUGCUAUAUAUCGCGUAAGUUCGCAAAAAAUACUUCACGCACAGUUUCAUACCAUAUUUUAACUACGAUAAACAAAAAAAAACUAUAACUCUUCGUCACUGGAAUUCAAUUAUAUUCUACAAUUUUUAGAAUUUUGACAUUUAAAAAUUCUAACUUCUUUCAAACCACACAACUGUCAAAACUUUUGUUGUAAUUUAUUGCAUUAUGUCAUCACCAUGUCAACGCGAAAGUUAAGGAUAUUUUAUUAUAUGAAAGUGUGCCAAAAAAUAGUGCGAAAAAUAAAUCCCAUUUAAAAUACAUUGUUACUUCACGCACACUUUAAAACCUUCACGCACUGCUAUCUAAGUUAUACUCUAAGUUAUUUACCAGCAAUUUUAUUACUGGAAUCGAAUUUUAUGAUUGUAUAUAUUAAUAAUAUAGGUAUGCAAAAUCCGCAAAUAGUGUGCUACUUUUUUUUAUAAACAAAAUGGCGCCAAAACAUCGUGUUUUUUUUUCUUAAAUUUUUGCUCUAUAACACCAAAGAUUUUAAUUUUACACCAGAAACACUUAAACAAAAAUUCACCGUAAUUAAAUUCUGCAUAGAGACGUGUAUUACCCGAUUUACUUCGACGAAAAUUUUCCCCGGAAAAUGCGGGGUUUUCCAACCAAAUCUUUAAUUUUCAACUAAAAUUUUAGAUAAGUAAAGUCCUUUCUUUCUAACGCAUUAAAUUGUAUGUGACAGAAAAAAGGUACGUCUGUGAUUACAUACAUUUAUAACAUUUAUUCUAGUUAUUCUAGUUGUCGGUAAAUGACGCUAUAAUAUAAAAAAAAUUAUUUACGAAUUAUAUAAUAUGUCUACGAAUAUAAUCUGUACAAUUUAUAAGAAUAUACAAAUCAAAGAAAAUACCAUUUUAUAAAUGCAAUAAACAAAAUUGAUUUGUUUUUAUGCCAAAUUACAAAUAAAAUGUGACAACUGUCAGAUUUAACUAAAAUGUCAUGUUAAAAUAAAUGUCAUAAAUGUGUAUUAUUACGGAAUUACCUUUUUUUCUAUCAUUUGUGACGCACUGAAAAAUUCUCAUGAAAAGGACUCUAAUUGUUUAUUAAUAAUUAAAUAACCUGGUAAUAUAAAAGCUCUUUUUGUAUGGAUUAUGAUUUUAGAAGCCGAUGGAAAUUAAAUGAACAGUUUAGCAAUAAUUGAAUUGUUAAUUAAAAAUUUACGGUCGCAAUAAUAACCACAAUAAUGAUGAUACAUAAGAGUAGCUAUGAUUUUUGUUUAAAAAGACACUGUAAAUAUCUAACGUACCUUACAGAAUUGUAAUUGGACUAUUUAAGCGACCUCAGGAAUAUUUUAAACUUAUAAACCAUUUUUUGUCUUUUAAACAAAUAGAAUAUCUCGGGAAAUGUUAAAUUAAAUUAAAAUCUGAAAACGGUACGGGAAAAAAGUGGCAGGGCACUUCUUUAAAAGAAAAAACGUUUAGUUGUGUUGAGUGGUUCCUGAGAUACAACCCGUCAAAGUUGACCGGCAUUUACGGCAAAGAUAUAAAUAAUAGGAACAUAAUUUUCAAACCAUCGCCAUUUUAUUUUUGUCCUCUUUCUCCACACAAAUUUUCUUAUCUUUAAAAUACUCAUAACAUAUAUUAUUAUAAUAAAAACUAUCGAUAUUACGAGUGAAAAAUGACAAAAAUAGCAAAAAAAAUCAGGUUGGAGAAAAUGUAAUCUCCAAGUUCAAAAUCGGUAUACGUUAAAUAAAUGCAUUUUCUAGGCUUCCCAUGGAUCAAUUUUCUUCAUUCUUUUUUUGUGGCUCAGUAACUCGAGUAAAGCCACCUAACUAAUGCAUUAUUAAAAGUAAAACUUGCUUUUGUUUUGUUAUAAUAGAUUAAUUAAUUUAUAUGAACAGAAAACUACAUAUUUUUUGCAGUUGUAGAAUAUUUUUAGAUAAAUUUACUACAAGUAGUGUACCUUUUAACGUUAAAAACACAAAUGUUCUCAUUUGAAAGCUGUAUAAUUAUUUAAACAAUCUUUAUUUAAACAAACUAAAAAAUUUUGUUAGGAUAAAUAAAUUAAUUUAAUAAUACAAAACUAAAGCAACUUUGAAAUUUUUAUAUAUGCAUUAGUUAGAUGGCUCUACUCGAGUUACUUGGGAACAAAAAAAGAAUGAAGAAAAUUGCUCAAUGGGAAGCAAAGAAAAUGCAUUAUUUAACGUAUACCGAUUUUGAACUUUGAGAUUACAUUUUCUCCAACCUAAUUUUUGAUUGGAGUUUUGCUAUUUUUGGCAAUUUUCACUCGUAAUAUCGAGAACUUUAAUUAUAAUAAUACAUGUUAUGAGUAUUUUAGAGAUAUGAAAAUUGGUGUGGAGAAAGACGACCGAAAUAGAAAGGUGAUGAUUCGAAAAAUAUGAUCCUAUUGUUUAUAUCUUUGCCGUAAAUGCCGGUCAACUUUGACCGGUUUUAUCUCAGGAACUACUCAUCAAAAUUAAGCGUUUUUCUUUUUUUUUAGAAUAAGCGUCCUGCCGCUUUUUUUUCAAUACCGUUUUCAUGAUUUAAUUUAAUUUAAUAUUUCCCGAGAUGUGUUAUUUGUUGAUAAGCCAAAAAAUUGUUAAUAAUUUUAAAAUAUUCCUGAGGUCGCUUAAAUAGUCGAAUUUCAAAUCUGUAAAGUACAUUAGAUAGGUACAGUGCCUUUUUAUACAAAAAUCAUAGUUAUUCUUAUAUAUCAUAAUUAUUGUGGUUACUAUAGCGACCGUAAAUUUUUAAUUAACAAUUCAAUUGAUGCUAAACUGUUCAUUCAAUUUCCAUCGGUUUCUGGAAUUAUGAUCUAUAAGAAUAGUGCUUUUAUAUUACCAAGUUAUUUAAUUAUUAUUGAUAAACCAUUAGUUGCCUAAAAUUUUAGUUGAAAAUUAAAGCUUUUGUUGGAAAAUCCCGCAUUUUCCGGGGAAAAUUUUCGUCGAAGUAAAUCGGAAAAAAUACGCCUCUAUGCAGAAUUUAAUUACGGUGAAUUUAUAUUAGGGUGUUUUUGGUGCAAAGUUAAAAUCUUUGGAGUUAUAAAGCAAAAAUUGAAAAAACCCGAUUUUCGGGCUUCAUUUUGUUUAUAAAAAAAGUAGCACACUAUUUCCGGACUUUGCAUACCUAUAUUAUUAAUAUAUACAAUCAUAAGAUUCGAUUUCAGCAACAAAAUUGCUGGUAAAUAACUUUUCCCAAAAAUGGCCUAUUCUCCGAUAAUCUGCCCAGACUAUAAUGACAGUUUUUAAAAACUAAAAACUUAUACAUAAUAUGACAUAGAGUAGAUAAAAUUAGGCAUGAACUUGAAUUCGGGCACUUCGUAGUUUUAAAAAUAAUAUCUUUUACUUGUGUUUUUGAACCUUGAAAAUCGUCGUUUUUCGAUUUUUUUCAGUUUUAAAUUGUUUAUAAUUCUAAUGCCUGGUUGCACCAACAGAUCUAAAGAUCCAGCUUAGCUAAGCUCUACUUAUGGAUAGGGCCUCAGCGAGUAUCACUUACGUUGCACCAUAAUUUUAGAUUCUUACCUUAUUAUUAAUUAUAUCUAUUAUUAUAUUAUGGUAUUCUUAUUGUAAUAUAUUAUAAUUAUAUUAUAUUAAUUCUUAUGAUAUUCUCGACUUAAGCUUAAGAUCUGUUGGUGCAACCGGGCAUAAAACAAUUUUUAUAAUUUGUUUAAAUAUAUAUAUUUUUUAAUAUAUAUAUAAGUAUAAAAAAUAUAACAUGAAAAAUAAUAAGUUUUUCUUGAGGACUUCAAAACGCAAAAAAUAUACACGGUGUUCCAUUUUAAAUAAGAAAUUUUAUUAGAUUUCCAGAGAAACGGAAGAUUUGAGAACAAUGUAAUUACCACUAUAAUAUCGGCCGCAUUAGAAGACUCUUAGGGUAAAAACAUAACAAGUAAGUCGAGGCGGAAGUGGAUGUGGAGGUCGCGGUCGAUGUCGACAUCCAUGUAAAACAAACACAUUGUACUGAAUGGAAGAGAAAAGAGCAAGUAAGUCGCAGUGGAGCUUUAGCGCGAUGCCAUCUAGGAGGUUUACAUCGAUGCUUUUGAAAACAAAAUGAGUUUGUUUUACAUGGAUGUCUACUGCGCGGCCUACAAGGAUGCUUUUCUGUGAUUGGUCCGUUCGAAGCCAAGUUGUCAUUAACUGCGCUAUCUGAGUUGAUACUUUUAUAAUAUAAUCCCUUAUCUGAAGUAUGAGAAUCUGAUUAUUUACAGCUGACAUUUCAUCACUAUCAUCACUUGACUGACACAAUAUCGCAAAAGCACAGUCUUUUUGUCAUUCAAAUUUCAUUAAACUACUUCACUUGAUAGUGAUUCUAGCUCGACUGACAGCGCAGGUGACCUCCUUGCUAUGUGCUGUCGACAUCGACCGCGACUUAACUAGUGGCAUCUACCGCGACCUACACAUCCACCUCGACUUACUUGUUAUAUUCUUACCCUUACUCACCAAAACCUAUAAAAUUCGUUCUACCGGUCUCCGAGAAUUUACCGUGUUUCCAUAGCUUUUCGCUACCCUGUAUACAGGGUGGUCCUUAAGUAAUUGUACAAAAAGAAACAGUAGAUUCUACACUCUAAAAUAUUACGAUUUAGCCCAACUUACUCUCAUAAAAUGUUAAUAUUAAGAAAGAUACAGGGUGGUAAAAUUAAACUUUUUUUUUGACAGGUAUGAGAUAACAACAUGAAAUUUAGUAUGAGGGGGUUUUUGGGUCGAGAAAACUAAAUUCCCUACCAAAAAUUAUGUAUUGCACAGAGGGCGCCACAUACGCCUUUCAGCACUAAUUUAUUAUGUUCAAUUUUUUUAUCCCUCACUCUAUAUAAUUUUGACAUUAAAAUUUUUAUUCUCCUAUUUGUUUUACUUAAAAAAGAUAUAAUUCUUUCAUCUCCCUAGACUCAACCGUUUUCGAGAUAAACGCAUUUUAAAUCUGCAAUACACCAUCAUUUUUAGCAUAAUAUCAUUGUAGUUACACCCGAGAAAUAACUUAAAACCAUAAAGUUAGCCAAAAUGUAUCGCAAAUUUCUUCAAAUGGAAUUUGCGAUGCAAUGACAUAAAUUUGAAAACUGGCACAAUUAUUAUGGUUUUUUUAAGUUGGUGUAUACCUAACUGGUGGUCUAAAAAUGAUGGUGUAUCGCAGAUUUAAAAUGCGUUUAUCUCGAAAACGGUUGAGUUAAGGGAGAUGAAAGAAGUAUAACUUUUUUAAGUAAAACUAAUCGGAGAAUAAAAAGUUUAAUAUAAAAAUUAUACAGAGUAAGGGAUAAAAAAAUUUAACAUAAUAAAUGAGUGCUGAAAGGCGUAUGUGGCGCCCUCUGGGCAAUACAUAAUUUUUGGUAGCGAAUUUAGUUUUCUAGAUCCAAAAAACCCCCACAUACCAAAUUUCAUGUUGUUAUCUCAUACUUGUCAGGAAAUAUUUAAUAAUAAAUAAAAAAAAGUUUCAUUUUACCGCCCUGUACCUUUCUUAAUAUCAACAUUUUAUUAAAGUAAGUAUUAAUCGUAAUAUUUUAGAGUGUAGAAUCUACUGUUUCUUUUUGUACAAUUACUUAAGGACCACCCUGUAUAAUGUGAUUAUUUAAAAAGUUAUACAAUAAAGCAAAAAUAAUUA